AUGUUUGAUAUUUCAGAAGAAGAAGGAGCAAACUUACCUGAUCUAAGGGAUAUGGAGCUAAAUAGUGAUACAUAUAGCAGCGGAAAUAGUGAGGCUGGAGGUGCAGAUACUGCUGCUAUGACCCCAUCCACUCCGACAAUUUCCAGCCCUGAUAAUGCCCAUACCCCAUCUUCGUAUAUUUUAGUGCCUUCUACUGCACAUACUUCGGCUGAGGGUGCUGACAAUAAAGAUACUGGUGAUGACAUCUAUGAUAACAAUAAUAAAUACAGUGAGAGCAACAGUGGUAGUGGACAUGCUGGUGAUAGUGCUGCUGCUGCUGCUUCUGGUGCUAGUGGUGCUGCUGCUAGUGGUGCUGCUGCUACCCCCACCAAUAUCUCGUCCUCAUCUCACUCCUCUCACUCUACCCCACUAAAUCUUGGACCCAAUAAUUCUGCAUCAACUAUUUCCACAGACUUCAACAAUAACGAUGAUAUUGAAAUAGCGAUCCCUGAUGACGAUCUCAAGCAAAGAAGAUCGACGUUGGCCAGUCUCUUGGAUUCUGCCACCUCCGCUUCCAAGGAGGGUGAUAUUUGGUACUUAAUCCCAAGAGAUUUUUUGGAAGAUGUCCUCAAUUUACCGGUUGAAUCUUUUGAAGAUUUAAAGCAUGAAGUGGGGAUCUUGGAUCUAACCAAUAUUGUUGACAGAAAUGGAAUUCUUUACCCUGAAGCUGACGAGCCUGUUGAUACUUACAAUAUCCCACCAAAGGUAUUCCAGCAUUUAACUGAAUGGUUUGGUGUUAAAGGGCAGCCUGUUUCUAGAGCUUUGAUUUUCAAUCAGCAAACAGGAAGGAAAGAGGUAGAAAGAUUCCCCAGCUACUUCCACAUACAUACUCUAAAGAAGUCAGGUGGCUCUACCGGUACUGGCAGUAACACUUUGUAUUCAUCAUCUUCGUCGUCGUCGUCCACUUCGCUUGCACAUCUGAACCAUGGCCAUAUCGUAAGUAAUCACAAUGGGGUCUUUUGCUCAACCACUGGUACAUUCUUGGAUCUUUUCGAGGCCAUACGAAUUGUAUUUUUGAAGGUGCCGAAGAGGAAAUCUAAUGCCAAUGCCAAUUCACAACAAUCGAACAACGCUAUCUUAAACUUUAGAGUUUGGUUCAUCUCCACUGAUUCCCUCCCACACGUAAUCCUGAUUCAACAGUUCAUCAACGAUGUCCCCAAAAAACAAUUGGUCUUACAAAAUCGCUACAAUCAAAGAUUGAAGGACCAAGGUUUAAAUUCUUCUGAGUACCAUAUUUUGGUUGAAUUGAAAGAUACUCAAAGUGGACCCUUUCCAAUCGACAACUAUUUCCAAAGCCUUGUUAAAUCUGGAGGAGACAUAAAUAACCAAUUUGAUCUAAACUGGAUAUUGCAAAAUGGUGGUCAAUCUGGAUUGACCAACUUGGGAAACACCUGCUAUAUGAAUAGUGCAUUACAAUGUUUGGUUCAUAUACCUGAGAUUGACUCAUACUUCUUUUAUAAUAUAUUUGAACAGGAGUUGAAUGAGAGUAAUCCUUUAGGAUAUAAGGGUCAAAUAGCGAUAAUGUUUGGCAAAUUAUUGAAAAAAUUGUUCGACCCCCAAGAACACCCGGUACCAAAGAGCAAUGCCAAUGGGCGCUUUUCAUAUAGUAAUAAUGUAUCAGUAUCUCCUAGGGAUUUUAAAUAUACUGUGGGACACCACUCUUCGAUAUUCCAGGGUUACCAACAACAGGAUUCACAGGAAUUUCUUUCUUGGUUAUUGGAUGCAAUCCAUGAAGAUCUAAACAGAAUCUACGAUAAACCAUAUUGCGAAAAACCUGAACUCAAUGAUAAUGAAGUUAAUGAUAUACAUGCCAUUGAAAAAUUGGCCAAUAUUUGUUGGAAACAAAAUAAACAGCGUAAUGACCUGAUAAUCACUGAUUUAUUCACUGGCAUGUACAAAUCGACCUUAGUGUGUCCUGAUUGUUCAAAGACUUCCAUCACCUUUGAUCCAUUCAAUGAUGUCACUCUUCCAUUACCAGUGAAUAAAAAAUGGUACCAUACUUUUAAAAUUGUUGAUUUCCGUACGGACACAAUUCAAAUGUUGGAAGUUGAGUUAAAUAAAACAAGUAAUUACGAUGAUCUUAUACGGUAUAUCGCUGAACAUUUGGAAGCUGAUAUUAACAAUAUCUUCUUAUUUGAGAUUUUCAAUAAUUUCUUCUAUAAAGAUUUCCAAUCGAAUUACAAUAAGCUUCGCUUUUAUCCGAUUAGUGAGAUUAUAUCUGAUCAAGACGAUAUAGUUGCUUACCACAUUCCGCAUGAUCCAGAGAGAAACAUUAUCGUUCCUGUAAUUAACUCAGUGUCUGACUCUGAUAAAUCUUACAAUGUAGCCCAUGCCUUUGGAUUACCAUUGUUUGUGGUUUUCAAUAGAGAAGAAUUGGGAGUGGAGGAAAUUCUGGAUAACUUGAAGGAAAGGAUAAAAAUGUUGAAAAGGGUAAAAAGUAAUGAGAGAGAAAAUGAAGAUGAUAUGGAAGAAGAGAAGGAGGAUGUUGAACAGGAACACCUGGAAGGUUCCUUUGACAUCAAGUAUUAUAUUGAAAGCAAAUUCUCACAUAGGAGUAAAUCAAACAACCACUCUUCAAUUAUCCAUAUUCCACAUAAUAGAGCAAACUUGAAUAAUUUACCCAGUUUAUUGAAGGAUACUGAAGAAAAGAGAUCGGAGCCUGUUCUCAAAGCUAGUUCAACGUUACUAUCUCACACAGGUACCCAAGAGGAUAGCGAUAGAGACUCAGAUGAUUUUGUUGUUGUAAACAGCAUUGAAGUCCCCAGAGUACCAACUGCGUUAUCUUCAGCCCCAUCUAACCUAACUCCACAACAACUGGAUAAAGAAGAUGAGGAUGACGAUGUAGAAGAAUCAGUCUCUGCUACUUCUGGUCCGACCGGUUCUGAUGCUUCACCUCCAACGGCUCCAAGAAACGUUGAUAUUCCUACAGGUUCUGAAAUUGACGACGUUGAGGCUCACGAUGACAACGAUAGUAUGAAUAAUAUUGGACUGCUUUUUGAUUCUGUGCACACUCUUAAUAGUAGUGGUGGUGGAGCUCAUGAUGCACCAGUAGUUGGUAGCCUUGAUGAUCUCAACAAGAUGACGUUAGUUUGUCAAUGGGAUCAUGAUGAGUAUGUUAAGUUUUUCACAGAUUCACCUGAAAACCAUGCAUGGAUUGACCCUCCGUACAUUCCAAAUCCACAAGUUGAAAAAAGUAAAUCAGAAUCUUUGAAGGAAAAGAAUUCUACUGUUUCAUUGUAUGAUUGUCUUGCCAAUUUUUCAUCCCCUGAAGUCUUAGGUGACCAAGAUUUGUGGUAUUGCCCAAGAUGUCAAGAUCAUAAGCAAGCUACGAAAACCAUCCAACUAUGGUCGAUUGGGGAUAUCUUAACUAUUCAUUUGAAGAGAUUUGAAAGUUCAAGAUCUUUUAGUGACAAAAUUGAUAUGGUUGUUGACUUCCCGAUUGAAGGUUUAGAUAUGAAACAAUUCGUCAGCAAAACAGAUGGUGAUGCUGAUGAGGGCUUGAUUUACGACUUAAUUGGUAUUGAUAGCCAUGUUGGAGGGUUAGGAGGUGGUCAUUAUACGGCGUAUGCUAAAAACUUCAGAGAUGAUCGUUGGUACUUCUUCAAUGAUUCUAGAGUUCAACCUAUUGAUGACCCUAAAGCUGGAAUGUCAAAUGCGUAUUUGUUAUUCUACAGAAAGAGGAAGUCCGGAGAGAAAUUGUUAGGAGACGAAAAGUUCCACGAGCAGGUUGAAGAGGGAAGAACGAGAUUGGUUGAGGAGUUGGGUAAACUAAGGGAGCAGUCGAUGAUUGUAAAGGAUCAGAUUGAUACAUUCAGGUACAAUGAGGCAGAGUUAGAAGAGGCAAAGAAGCUUUUGGCUGAACACGAGGCAAAACUAAAGGAAAGCUUAAAAGAGAAGGAAAAUGCUUCUGUACAACUGCAAGAUGAAGCAGUCGAAGACGUUGAUGAGAUGCCCACUCGUAUCAUAUCACAUUCCAAAAAAUCGAGAUCUUCUAUCGAUCCUAGUGAGGUCCUGAAUGAAGACAUCAAUAUUGCAUUGCGUAGAAAGCAGAGGUUGAUUACAAGAGACAAUAAGCCCAUUGGAGUUAAAGCGUCUCUUAAUUCUGGUGAAGAGGGAGGGAGUAGCAGUAUUGCUGGCUCUGAUCGUGGGAACUCGCCCUUAACUUCUUCUGAAGAAGAUAACUUGGCGAGCGAUAAUUUAGUUGAAUAG
Messenger RNA from Dujonia railenensis, 4248 nucleotides. The record is from the annotation of a GenBank genome assembly. Lineage: Eukaryota; Fungi; Ascomycota; Pichiomycetes; Serinales; Debaryomycetaceae.